UGAGCGAUGACGUAUAUUCCCUGCGACGCCAUCCCGCGCCUCUUCGUGUGUCGCACGUAAACAUUGCCGAUCGCUGCCUGUGAAGCUACGAGGAGGAAACGUGACUGGUCCGUGUGAAGAUGACCGUGUGCAGCUUCUUUCUGCAGGGCCGCUGUCGAUACGGCGAUAAAUGUUGGAAUGAGCACCCGAGGGGAGGAAACAGAGGAGGUGGAGGAGGAGGCGGAGGAGGAGGAGGAUACAACAGCAACUACAACCGCUCCUCUGGUCAGCAGCAGCCCAGAGGAGGAGGAGGAGGGUUUGGAAACAGAGUCUGGGUGAAUCCAUCCCAACAAAAAGGAGGCUACAUCCAACCUUCAUCCUUCUCCUCUCAUGGAAGUGAUAACUGGGGUCGAGGAGGAGGAGGAGGAGGAGGCGGAGGAGCCGACUGGGGUAGAGGCGGAGGCGGUGGGGGAGGCGGAGGAGCCGAUUGGGGUAGAGGGGGAGGAGGAGGUGGUGGUGGAGGGGGGAAUGACUGGGGCCGAGGAGGUGGAGGAAGACGAGAUAACGUGAAGAGCUCCGAAUUCGGCUUCUCCGGUCAAAACAGAUUUUCAGCGCUCGAUUCUCCCAGCACCUUUGACAGGGGAGGAAGAGGAGGAGGACAGCAGGUGGCAGCUGGGGAAGAAGAUGAUGACAAAAAACUGGAGAUCAUUCAGUUGGACAUGGACAUAUGGGAGAGUUCAGGACAGUGGGGCUUCUCGUGUUAUUCUAGCGCCAAGGCAUCUUUAUCUGGUUUCACUGAUCUCUCUCCAGAAGAGCUCAGGCUGGAGUAUUACUCCACGAGAGCUUCAGGAGAUCUGCAAGGCUAUGUGAAUGGUGUCAAUCAGUUGCUCAACCAGUGGAGAAGCAGAAUCCAGGAACUGAAGAUUAUGAGUCCAGCCACCCGCACAGCUUUGCUUGCUGAGUUAAACAAUCCGGUGCCUCAGGCAUCUUCAAGUGGCUUCAGUUCGACGACAGCGACUGGAUUUGGAUCUUCUACGUCCAGCUUUGGAAGCAAAGGCUUUGGGGCUCCAGCACCAGCCCAGGCCAGCGCUUUCAGUUUUGCUGCUGGAAGUGGGGGAUUCGAUUCCUCGGCGGCACCAUCAUCCUCAACAGGUUUCGGUAGUGCCUCGACAGCUCCUGCUCAGCCUCCCACUGGAUUUGGUUCCUCCUCCUCUGCUCUUUCGGCUGCAUCUUUCUCCUUCGGCGCUGCCACCUCCAGCACGCCUGCAGCAACUUCAGGAUUUGGUUCUGCCUCGGGGUUCAGCUUUUCCUCGACAGCAAACGCCGGAGGAGGAUUCGGGAGUGGUUUCGGGGCUGAAACACCUGCCGCACCAGGAAGCAGCAGCAGUACUUUUGGACAAACAAGUGGAGGGUUUGGGGCUCCACCUGCAGCAGGACCCAAGUCUACUGACGGGGCAUCGGACAGUCUGUUUUCACCUCAGGGUAACCUAACUCCAGAGGAACUGAAUCAGUUCAAGGCUAAAAGGUUCACUCUAGGUCAGAUACCUUUAAAGCCUCCUCCAGCUGACAUGCUGCUGGUAUGAUGAUUUUUGGAAUAAAGAGAUCAUUUAUAUAAAGUUAACAUUUUCUUCUGCAUAGUGCUUCAGUUUAAACCAAAGUCAAACUUGUUUUUAAGAUAGAUUUUAAGAGAUGUUGAGGUACUUCAGAUACAUUUUGGCAGAGAAAAGUCGCUUUGGUUCCAUCUAAGAUUUUUGUGUAUAUGUAAUUUAUGCUUCACGAUACACAGUACAUAUUUUUAACUGAAUGUCUUUUUAGGUUGGAAUGCAUUAACUUCACAAUUUCCCAUGUAUUGACAUAACCUCAGUUGUUAAGCAAAGUUUUUGAAGGUUUAUAUGCAUGUUUAUGAGAUCAAACAUUUAUAGUACAACAAAACAAUAAAAAAAAAAAUGUCUCAGA
Molecule: messenger RNA, 1935 nt
Organism: Larimichthys crocea (large yellow croaker)
Lineage: Eukaryota; Metazoa; Chordata; Actinopteri; Sciaenidae
Gene: nup42
Product: nucleoporin 42
Exons: 7
Coding region: 120-1562 (480 amino acids)
Molecular function (GO): metal ion binding
Source: RefSeq, a predicted model, not a curated record